CACACACACACACACACACACUCCCCUCGUUCUUUCUUCCCCCUGGAUAUAUCAGAGGCUGAGCGAAGCGCCCGGGAGGGCCGGGACCGCGGCUUCUGGGCAGCGGAGCCUCCCCGGAGCGCCCCCAUUUGGAACGUACAUUUCAGCACUUUGGACAGCGCCCGAGGCUCCGGGGGCCUCCGGGCUGGACCAUGGCGAGCGUGCAGCAGGGUGAGAAACAGCUUUUUGAGAAGUUCUGGCAAGGGACCUUCAAAGCCGUGGCCACCCCUCGGCCCGAGAGCAUCAUCGUCGCCAGUAUCACCGCCCGCAAACCUCUCCCAAGCACUGAAACUCAGAGCUGUAUGACAUACGCAGCUGAGGAGGGACCCCAAAAAAAGCCGAGACAGCACGCAACGCCGGAGGCCUCCAUCGUUAAUGGCUGGGAGCAGGGAAAGGCUGGCCAGGAGCUCACACCCACCAGGACGCACAGUGCAUUCCGGGACAAGGACUUGACGCCACCGCCUUCCUCCAGGGGCAAGAAGAAAAAGAAGAAAUCGGCUCGGAAGAAGCGAAGGAGGUCCCCCUCCUAUAGUCCAUCUCCAGUAAAAAAGAAGAAAAAGAAAAGUUCUAAGAAGCACAAGAGAAACAGGUCUUUCUCCAAGAAGAGAAGACAUAGUUCCUCAAGCCCCAAAAGCAAAAGAAAGAAAGAAAGAAAACACCAGAAACAAUCCCGAAGCCGGCCUCGAAAAUCUCACCGCCGUCGCCACCGCCGCUGUCACUCUCGGUCCCCCAGCUCCGAGUCGCGCUCCUCCAGCUGCGAGAGCAGGCACAGGGCCAAGUCCCCCGAGGAAGGGCAUAAGUCCAGGCGGAGGCGCCCCCGGCACUGCUCUAAGGCUAUCCAAAAGGGAAGUGUGAGCAGUGGUGAGACCCGGUCUGGCCAUCCCCCUAGCCAGUCCCUCCAGGUCUACAGCUUCCUCUCGUCCAAUGAAGUCAUUUCUCAGUCGGGGUCUUCCGUUGACCUCUUUACCAAAACAGUCAGCCCGCUCAGCAAUCUCGCGGCUCCCCGAGGAGGGUCCCAAGAAUAUGACUCAGGAAAUGACACUUCCUCCCCGCCCUCUGCAAGGACCAGCUCCUCCAGCCCCCAGGAUGGCCAGGACAAAGGGAGCCCGGGUCGGCCAGGUUGCGGACGCGGUGGCUUGGCUGCUAGCAAGCCCAAGCUGUUGCUCACCAGUGAUAACAGCUCGGAUUCGGGGAAUUCCUUCACUACGUGCUCUUCCCAGACCAAGCGACCCACUUUGGAGACUCUCCCUUCUGAGCCCCAAGCCUCAGACUCAAGAGGAUUCCAGUCACCAUGCCUUGGUUGCUCAGAGGUGAAGAAACUGAGUCCUGUCCCCUCACCAGCUCGGACCACCCCACUGAGAGCAUGCUCCCGGGCUAGCUCUUAUAGCAGUCCUGCCAGGUCCUCCCCUGCUUCCAGCCACUCGUCCCCAUCACCGAAUCACAGGGGAGCCUCCCCCAGGUACACCCGAAGCCGCUCAAGCUCCUCAGGGAAGAGGUCCUACACUCGGUCUCCCAGCUACUCAUCCACAUCUGGCAAACUAAGCAGAAGUCCCCGGCCCCGACGGAGUCCCAGUUACACCCGGUAUAGCCCUAGCAGAGACAGAGAACGAGACCACAAGUAUGGACCCAGUGAAAAGGAGACCCCUCGGGAACGGGAACGGAGAAGGCGGCGGUCUUACUCCCCCAUGAGGAAACGUAGGAGGGAUUCUCCCAGCCACCUGGAGGCUCGUCGGAUCACAAGUGCCCGGAAACGUCCCAUCCCCUACUAUCGGCCCAGCCCCUCCUCCUCCAGCAGCCUCAGCAGCUACUCCUCCUGGGACAGCAGCAGCAGCCGCAGCCGCAGCCGCAGCUACUCGCGAAGCAGCAGCAGCAGCCGCAGCCGAAGCAGCAGCGAGAGCAGCAGCAGCGACAGUGACGGAGCCAGUGAACCUGGGAGCCACAGCCGGAGUUAUGCCUCUGAGGGCAGCUACGAAAGCACAGGCCACUAAGGGGGGCCUCCCAGCUGUGGCCUCCAGACUCUGGCCCCUUUCUCAUUACUGACAGAAGCCUUGUGCCCCAUGGAGGCUCUAGAUCCCCAACUUACCCCAACCCUUCCCUCCACUCCAAGGAGAAGAGGGGACCCAUCAGCUCCUCUCUCCUCCCCUCUGCAGCCAGCCAUGAGCCACGCAUGCCCUGUAGCCAUUCUGGACCAGAAUCCAGUGGGGGUGGGGAACAGAACAGCUCACCCGAUACAGAGGGAGCCCUUUGUAUGAUCUAAGGACCUCCCGGCCGUGGUUCAGAUAUGGGGCUUCAUGGGGGCACCAGGGAUGCCACUGGGCUUACAAAACUCCACUCACUUAUUUUUCCAUAAUAACGGCACAGCCAAUGGAUACAUGGACCCCAUUGGGUGCCAUUUUGACUCUUUCUCCCUAUACUGGCAACAUAGAUGCUCUGACAUCAUUUUCACCAUCCUAAUCCCAAACUGUUGUUUUGCAGCUCAUUCUAAAUCCAGGUUGAUAGCAAGAGAGAAAACCAAAGGGCAGCACCACCCUGAGAAGCAGAAGCUUCUUGGGGUACACAUCCCCCAACUUUGCUGCUCCCCACUUAGUGAAGGGAUGCUGAGCAGUCACAUCAUCUCAGUGUGUGCCUUGGGUUAUAGGGAAUGGGGAGGGUGAGGUGAGAACCACGAAAAACCAACAGUAGCAUUUUAUUUGGAAGUUGUGGGCCAACAGGGGGAGGGAGGAAGGGGGAAGAGGGAUUGGGAAGAGAGACCCAACACUGGCUACUGAGCCUGUGAAACCUUCCGGGCCACAAAAUCUUUGGUCCAGAAGGAAGAAAGAAGGACGAUCUUUGGCAGCCACGUCAUCGCAGUAUGGAAGGUGGAAGGGGGAUCUUGGGAAGGAAGAAUCGACUAUUCGGCUUGACUAUUUCAGGUUCUAACUUUGGAAAUACUCUUCUGAACUUUGGAAAACACUCACCUCUCUGUGGGAAUGAUAUCACUAAAGAUGCCAAACUAGAUAGAAUCUGCCUCUGGCAGACUCCAGUAAGACAGGGAGUGAUGAGAUUGGCAAAUGAGAGAACCGGACCAAUAAGAAAGAGAGGAUGGUCCUCCAUUCCUUAUUGUAACCUGAUGUUUCCUAUACAGCCAUCAUCUCACCCAUCCGUCUGAGCCGUCUGGGGCCCCAGUGAGCGUCUCAACAAGAAAGACUUGCCCAAUCUCCUGGGGGCCUUUCACCCAGGCUCCAAUCCAAUAGGCACUGAUGUUUCCAACAUCAACAAGGCUCUCCAAGCUUCGGGAGGCAGGUGAUACAAAGCCACCUGCACACAAACAGCUAGAUCCUGAGUGACUCAGAGAACUUGUGAUUCUUUUCCUGAACCCCUAGGACAAGGUCUGAUUCAUGUCCCCCCAGCUGGCACCAUUUUUCUUCAUGUAGACUCCAGCUGGAAAUACCUUGGGUGCCACUGGUCUCGGCCAGAAGCCAGUGCCUGCUGAAAGGCCCCACUCUUCCGUCAGCAUUUGCCCAUAAUCUCCCUGAUUCCCAAAUCCCAGGCUCCUGACUUCAGGCAUCCCAGAGUCUUCUCCUUCCAUAAUAACAGCACAACCAAUGGGUAGAUGGACCCCAUUGGGUGCCCAUAUCAUCUCCUUGUGGGACCUCUUGGGUCAAGGUAUCAAUGCCCCCGUUUCUCUGCUUAAGUCCUUUUCCCCAGAAUCCUCUAGGGAAUUUAGCUUAAGUUGCUUAGAUCCCUGAGCACAGAACAGGUCCAGCAUAGGAGUUGAGGUAGAAGGGAAGGUUUUGGAGGCGAACUUGCCAACUCAUGCCUCGGGCGUUCAGCUGUUGCUAGCUUUCAGUUAGGGGGAAGCCCCUUCCUGGUCUCGCUCUAACUCCUGUUUCUUGAUGUCACCCGCAGCCUGGUGCCAGGGGCAGCUGUGAGCCGAUCAGCAAAUCACAGAUGCCAUGGCCUGAAAUCAUAUGAUGGGUGUGAAGGAGUGGAAGGAAAAAGAAGUUUUAAAUAACAUGGGGGUAGAUCAGUUUUCAGGAGUGAGGGAGGGAUGAAAGUUUCACUGCUCAUGGCAACAGUGAUUGGAAAGAAAAGAAAAGUGGAAGGGGCUGGGAUGAUAAUCCAGUUUCCAUUAUCCUUCUCUGGGAAGGCAGGACAGAAAGCUUCUCAUGGUGUGAAGGAUGUUGGGCUUCCCACGUUGGUCUUCCAUUCAAAGCAGCUAAGAACUUUAAUUAUUUGGGGGUGAGUUCCCACUGCCUCUUCACCUCAUCCCACGCCUAGCACACACACAUGCACAAUGGUUAGCUGUUCUUGAAGAGAACCAAAUGACAUCACACAAUGUACACACAAACACACACACACACACAAACACACACACACACACCCCUUGGGUUGCCAGGCUUUCUGGGACCCUGAGCCCCCAGAAGCCAGGUACCUGGCCAUUCAAAGAUCAUCAAGUAAUACAUGGGGAAGCCACAAGAUGUUUGUGGUCAAUACAGAGAAAAAGGAAGGGCAAAGUUAGUUCAACUGAAGUUUCCUUGAGAUUAUAAAGGUUGCCAGUCCCUCUGAUUUUCCCAUGGGAAGGAACAUAGGUGGGAGAAAGCAGCGAUCACUGGGUAGAGAUGGAAUCCCAUGCCACAUACCUCCUCCCACACCUUAAGAGUGUGUCUAAGAGGCCUUCCUCUCUGUUCCACCAUCACCUGCCUCUGGUCCCUGGCUUUCCGUUCAGCUUUAACCCAGACCCCUCCGCUUCCAGGGUUAAACCAGAUCUAUCUGCUCCUGGCUUCCUAACAUCAAACUCAUGAUAUCACCACCACAGGAAAAAAAAAAAAAAAAACAGCAGCAACAACAAAAAGAGAAAAAUGGUUCCCGGGCUCAAAGAGAGAUCUUGACUUGGGAGUUAGAGGGGAUGUAUAGAUGAUGUAUAUAUCCACCACAAGGUGUGGACCUGACGUUAUUUCUUCAUGGAGAUCUGUGGACCAAGGGCCUCCGGUGCCAUCCAGACUCCUAUGGGAAGGCAGCGAGCUAACUAAGGAGAAUCCACAGCCCCGAAAGUUUUAUGAGGCCGGCUCUCUAUGAAAUCAACACUGGAAUUGGUUGAAGCCACUUUUCAAGGACUGCUUCAAAUCAUUGUUAUUCUGUGGAAGCUACUACACCUCAGGGGGUUUCUGGUCUGCUGAUACUGGAGAAAACCCUACUAACUUAUUUAUUUAUUUAUUUAUUAUUCUAAUUUUUGGAGGCGAUCGGUCACCAUUUAGCAGUAUUUAUUUAUUUAUAUGGAGGGACGAGCAAGGGGGUGGUUGGGAGGGCACUUUUAAGUUAUUUUUAUGUCUAAUUUAUUCAUGUCACUGUGGAAGUCUGAGGGUUUACAUGAAGAUUCUUGGGACACCACAAGGAGCUGGGUGGUGAGCCUUUGUCUCUUACCCUAACCAUUGGUGUAACCAAAGUGUAGCCUUCGGUCCUUUGAAAUCUUAUCUUGAGACCGGCAUGGGCAAUGGCACUUUGUGAGGUGGGCUGGAAGGAUGAUUCUGCUGGUCUUUUCCAUCAGGUUGGGAGGUCCAUCCAACCACCCACCUGCUACCUCACUGGGAGGUGCAUCUGAUCCAGUUAUUUACUAUGGUUAUUGUUCUGGGUGCUGUGAAUAUGGACGGGUCCCUUUACUCCUUGUGAACAGCAAGGGAGGAUUCAGAAGUUCAGUGUCUUAUACUGAGAGAUCUCUGCUCCACAGUAGCUGAAUCGAUCAUACGGAUUCAGUUUUGACUCAAGGGGUCAGUUUCCAAAGCACUUAGUUCAUAAAGGAUCCAGAAAUCUUGUGACUGACAACCCAAGAGAGGUCACCCGGAUAUUCAUUUUUGAGUCAGGCCACUCCAAAGACCGACCCCCAGCCCCAAUAGAAUGAUGUCCAAUGGGCUAUAUAAAUCUAUUGCCCGCUUUUUCAAUGUUUCAAGUUUCCAACCCCAGAGACAUUUGUCUCUGUCGAGUUAACCCGUUCAAUCUGGGUCCGUUUCCAAAGGUUACUGUUGUUCUGCUUCCUAUUAGUGUUACUCUGUUAAAUACAAACCUGUUUAAAUGGCCUAGUCUUGGGUUUGGAAGGGUUUUUACUGUAUGGUUUACAUUCCUGAGUGUUUGUGGGGAGCCAUGUCUUUUGUGGGAAAUAGAACUCUAAGCUACUGUAUCUUGUAUCUAUGAGAAUAAUUGUGAAUUGUCAUCAAGCAUGGUGGUCCCCCAGAGAACUCUGGGAAGGUCAGAAAUGGUUCGAGGUCUUUAUCCAGAGACCUAAAAUGUCUCGGCUGAAAAUCCUCAUGUCUCCCAAGGAACUACUGAGUUUUUCCUUCCUGUUCUCUAUCAGUCUUUCUUAUUUCCUCCCUUUGUCCCCUAAGUGAAACAUAAUCCUUAUCAUGUCAAUAAAGAGCCUCAAUUAAUCAGAA
Molecule: messenger RNA, 6446 nt
Organism: Antechinus flavipes (yellow-footed antechinus)
Lineage: Eukaryota; Metazoa; Chordata; Mammalia; Dasyuromorphia; Dasyuridae
Gene: SRRM4
Product: serine/arginine repetitive matrix 4
Exons: 13
Coding region: 192-2027 (611 amino acids)
Biological process (GO): neuron maturation; mRNA processing; regulation of RNA splicing
Cellular component (GO): nucleus
Molecular function (GO): mRNA binding
Source: RefSeq, a predicted model, not a curated record